Messenger RNA from Nannizzia gypsea CBS 118893, 1179 nucleotides. RefSeq lists its product as hypothetical. The record is from RefSeq and is a predicted model, not a curated record. Gene Ontology annotation, cellular component: chromosome, centromeric region; spindle midzone; chromosome passenger complex. The transcript has 3 exons. Gene Ontology annotation, biological process: mitotic sister chromatid segregation. Bases 1 to 1179 code for a protein of 392 amino acids. NCBI's taxonomy places the organism in Eukaryota, Fungi, Ascomycota, Eurotiomycetes, Onygenales, Arthrodermataceae.
AUGUCGGCCGCCGUCUCGAGAAAGCGAAAGUCGCCAGAGCCAAGCAGCCAGUACGAUGAAGCACAUACUCCUACGCGGAGCCCAUCGAAGAAGAAGCUCAGGAUCACGCAGAAACAGAAGCAGGCGUUGAUGGACAACUUGCAAUUAGAAAUCACCGAACGGGCGCGUAAACUACGCGCUCACUACGCCCUCCAGGCGCAAGAUUUACGGGCGAGAAUUGAACGACGUAUAAACCGAAUACCCAUGGCGCUUCGUAAACAGAACUUGGGCGAACUACUCGCUAAGUAUUCAGAGGCCGCCAAAGAGACAACAGACAGCAGAUCCCCCUUUAAGAAACCGAGCUUACCGUCUAAAAAUACAAAGACUGUGCGCCCCGUAACGCAAGCACCGGCGACUUCGACAGCACGCCGUUCCGGGGCCCUGCGCCAAAGUCAUGGUUCUUCUGAUAAAGAAAAUGCUGGAUACCCAGACCUUUCAAAUCAUCCACUCACGAACCCAAAGCAGCGAAGCAAGCCGACUCUACCAGCUGCAUCAUCCCGCAAUGUAUCCCAGCGCACAGAGUCUAACAUCCUAUCACCAAAGUCCUCAAACUCUAGGACUUUUCCGCAGUCACCUUUGAAGAUGUCACCUACCAAGCCACAGCAACAAGAGCCUUAUCAUAUCCGUGCUUUCUCUCCCUUGAAACAUACUAGUCCCACAAAACACAUGAAUUAUGCUGCUACCCCCGCUACCCCUAAGCUUCGGACCAUGAGAGGUGCAGCCGGGGUUCGCCGAGUAACCCCGCCAGACAACAGCUCAGACUCUGCACCCGGAAGAGUCCCUAGGCCAAAGAAGGCCAUGUCAAUCAAGUCGGCGCCUGGUGGUUCGAGAAGGCCUCCUACAAGGCCAGGCACACGCCAAACCAACCGGCAAGUCAGCACCAGCACUACAUCAUCAAACGCGUCAGUAGCAACUGCAGGGACAACGAUUGUCCGCUCGGCGAAAUCUGCUGCUCCUAAGAAGCCCGAAGCUUCUAACACAGCAUCGAAGAAACCGCCAACUUCUAGAGGCCGAGCUGCGACCACUGCUAGUGCAGCAACCGCUUCAACUACCCGAAAAAUCACAGUUGCUGCUGCUAGAAAGGGGCAAGGAGCUGAACAGCCUGCUCCUGGGAGGAGAGUCCUUCGGAGUAGGGUCUAG